Messenger RNA from Westerdykella ornata, 1671 nucleotides. RefSeq lists its product as uncharacterized. The record is from RefSeq and is a predicted model, not a curated record. Lineage: Eukaryota; Fungi; Ascomycota; Dothideomycetes; Pleosporales; Sporormiaceae. Bases 230 to 1492 code for a protein of 420 amino acids. The transcript has 2 exons.
GCGCUGAAAUAGAGCGCGAAGAGCUUGCUGGGGUUGGGUGGCCAUAGUCCAUUGCGAUUUGCACAUCGUCCACUGCUGUGAUCGACCUUCGUAGAUGUGUUAUGACGGAGCCUGGAAGUGCUUUCCGUGAUACCAGAAUCGUUGCUUCCGCUAUUCUACCUGGACUCUGCGGAUAUCAAGGUUGAUCGGUGACUGCCAACUGCUCCGCAAACGUGGUAGAUCCUUCUCUAUGCCAACAACUCGACGGCCUGCUAGCCUACGCAGACAGCUAUGUUCCUACAUAGACUCACCGCAGACCUCGUCUACCACCUUUCACUCUUAUCCCCGCUCCCGGCUCAUUCGAAAUGAGGACCGUGGACACCUAUCACGCUCUUUACCACGUACCGCCAUAUGCCUAAGAUAUAUCAUAAUGCCCGAUACCGACCAACUCCAGACCCGGGAACCUUCAAACCUUCGCCAUCGGAGUCUGGAGGAGCUGUUCGUGCGUAUCGUUUUGAGAAUCGCCCGUCUGAAGUGCGAACUCUUCCGUCGUCGACACCAAAACGGACUCGCCAGAACCCAUAUCGCUUGUCACACUCUGGCAGUUCUUGAGGGCAGAAUACAUCUCCAUGUGAGCCCUCCGACGACUGUCAACUUACAAUCCGCCUUCGAGACCUUGCGGGCUUUUGAACAUGAACACGAACACUUGUUCGGUAACGAAGCCACCAACACCCCGUACAAUCCGACGAACCCGUCGCGUCGUCCUUUUCUGGGCAGUCUUCGUCCGUCCCCGUCCGGUACCCAUUCGAGCGAUCCUUCCGCCACCACAGACCUCGACAGUGAAGGGAGCGAUGAAGCAGCGCAGCAUGAGCGUCGUUCAAGGACUCCCCAAUGUCCUCAGACAUAUGCAAUCUACUCAAAUCACGCCUGGGACUCGUUCGCAGAAUACUACGACUUCUUAGGGACCGGCAUUGCGCCUACGGAGACCGAUGGUGGGAUUGCUGGCUCCGCUUCGAGCCUGCAAGAACAGCGCCGGCCGAGAUAUAUAUACCCUGCCACUCCUUCCACGAGACGUAUUUCACGAAGACGUUCUUUACACCAACGAGAGAAUAGCCCUGACGACCAUGCGACUCCGGACCGCCCUGAGAGACAUACCUGGACGCCACGCACGCGUUUACGCAGAUCAGAAAGUGAACCUCCUGCCUUCGUGCACCAUUCAUUCCAGCGUUUCCACUCAGAUACUCAGUUAACGGCACAGUCUUGGGAACACAGAGUAGCUACACGCCGCCGACGUAUUCUACUUGAGGCAACCAGACUUCGCAUCACACAUAUCGAGGUAAUACUCGAAGACAUUCCACAUGGACAACUGCGGGAGAUUUUCUGUUCUCUCUGGCGACACUUUCUUGCCAUUCGAAACGUUUUAAAGAUUGAUGAUGCUUUACUGGAAGGCGGGGACGUCUCCACUCUUCUGGAUUCGCCGAUUGGUACACCUCCGCCCCCGUACAGUCCUUGAUCUGUAUCUGGGAAGAUUGAUGCAUAUAAGCGAAGACAGAUCUGGUUACGGUCAUCAAAGAGUGUGUGAAGCUCGGAAGUUGGUCUAGGCAGAUGUGCAAUUCGAAGGGCGAUGCUUGGUAUGCUCAUAAGCAGGCGGAAAGAAUGAAGUCUAUAGCUCCUAUGAAAACAUAGAUCCCC